AUGGCAGGCACCUUGAAGGUCGGAGACAGCUUGCCCAGCGAUGUGACUUUUAGCUACAUCCCAUACACCCCAGAGAUUAGCGAUAUCACUUCUUGUGGUAUUCCCGUCAACUACAAUGCCAGCAAGGAAUGGGCCGACAAGAAGGUAGUCGUCUUCGCCGUUCCUGGCGCCUUCACCCCCAGCUGCUCUGCCAAGCACCUCCCCGGUUUCAUCGAGAAGCUACCCGCGCUCAAGAGCAAGGGUGUCGAUAUCAUUGCUUGCAUUGCAUAUAACGAUGCCUGGGUUAUGAGUGCAUGGGGAAAGGCCAACGGUAUCAAGGAUGAUAGUAUUCUUUUCCUGUCAGACACCGAUGCCGCAUUCUCCAAGAAGCUGGGUUGGACCGUAGGCGAGCGGACCGCCAGAUAUGCAGUGAUCAUUGACCACGGGAAGAUCACUUAUGCUGAGAAGGAGCCUGGACGGGAGGUGUCCGUCUCUAGUGCUGAGGCUGUUCUGUCCAAGCUUUGA
Molecule: messenger RNA, 504 nt
Organism: Amorphotheca resinae ATCC 22711
Lineage: Eukaryota; Fungi; Ascomycota; Leotiomycetes; Helotiales; Amorphothecaceae
Exons: 3
Coding region: 1-504 (167 amino acids)
Biological process (GO): hydrogen peroxide catabolic process; cell redox homeostasis; cellular response to oxidative stress
Cellular component (GO): peroxisome; cytoplasm; mitochondrion
Molecular function (GO): thioredoxin peroxidase activity
Source: RefSeq, a predicted model, not a curated record